Molecule: messenger RNA, 1271 nt
Organism: Aureobasidium musti
Lineage: Eukaryota; Fungi; Ascomycota; Dothideomycetes; Dothideales; Saccotheciaceae
Source: the annotation of a GenBank genome assembly
AUAUUAUGACUGGUGCCGGUGCGGCUCAGAACCGACGGCCUCCGCGUCUCAAUCACAAAAAGUCUCGCGCCGGAUGUCAGAGGUGUAAGGCACGUCGAGUUAAGGUGAAGCCUGCUUGCGGAGGAUGCAACCGCCAUCAUGUGCCCUGCGUCUAUCUCAAAAGUGAAGUCUCCAAAGCUGCCAGUGCUGAGACUUCGCUGUCGCCUCAUGCAAUAAUAUCCCCAGACCAAUCUCACUCAAAAAUCCCUAUCAGCCAGGUCCUGACUCCGCCAACCAUCAACGACCCAAUCACAUCUGAUGAUAUCUUGGAUCUUCCCGAGUCGCGCCAGCGCNNUCGCAUGCUCGAGUUGCGCCUAUGGCACAAUUAUGUGACCGUUGUGUCUAUACCCUUUCACGCUGACUCUCCUAAAACCGUUCUGAUUGAGAUCUGGAAUAACCAUCUGCCUCACAUUGCAAUGCGCCACGACAAUCUCCUGUACACUAUCUAUGCCAUCAGCGCAACUAGACUCCUGCGCGAUUCCCCAGACGACGUUGAACUGCUUACUGCUCAAAGAGUCUAUCUCAGUCUAGCUCUUCGCGAGCAGCGCAAAGCAGUCAUUCAGUUCUACACCCAGGCCGAGGAAGCUGAUUCUCUCUGCUUCACGUCCAUCAUGAUGACCAUGAACGCUUUCGGUUCUCUGCAAGAACGCAACCGAAACCCUUACAAGCCACCUACCGAUAUGCUGCGCUUAGGCAUGGGCGCAUGUGCCGUCUACGAAGAGGCUUUGAAGGGCGCCCGCAAGUUUCCUUCUUCCAAGAUUGUCACCUUCAUCGAGAACCAGCCCUUCUUCGUGAGUAUACCUAUGAUGUUUGACGAAGAGCAUCGAGGCCCCUUCCUCGGCAUUCUGGGGCCUAAGAACGCUCAGGGUGUCUACGAAGACUCUGAGCUCUGGAACCCCGAGGUCAGGNNGGAAGCUUACGAGUGUACGUUGAGUUACAUUGGCACCAUGUACACAGCCGUCGUGGAUGGCGAAACGCUGCACCAAAUCUGCACGCGGAUUGCUGCAUUUGCGCUCUAUGUGCCCAAAAAGUUCGUGGACAUGCUCGAAGAAUUACGUCCAAGGGCUCUCGUCAUGUUGGCGCAUUUCUUCUCAAUCGCCACCAAGGGCAGUGCUCAUUGGUGGGUUGGUCAAACACCCAUGAGAGAGGUUCAAGGACUGAGGAGGAUUGUGCCUCAGGAAUGGCAACGACAUAUGCGAUGGCCAUUGGUCAUGUCCGGACUGGAGCCUGUC